Colias croceus (clouded yellow) is the source of this 2306-nucleotide messenger RNA. It is a transcript of the gene CYP49A1, whose product is annotated as probable cytochrome P450 49a1. Bases 129 to 1739 code for a protein of 536 amino acids. Gene Ontology annotation, molecular function: heme binding; monooxygenase activity; iron ion binding. Lineage: Eukaryota; Metazoa; Arthropoda; Insecta; Lepidoptera; Pieridae. The transcript has 13 exons. The record is from RefSeq and is a predicted model, not a curated record.
CGUGCGGUCAGAACACAAUACUUUUAUAUAUAUGUAUAUUAGUGUAUGUGACCGUGAAAGAAAAUUUGGAAAGUGCAGUGUUUUGUAAAUUUGUGUUGUGAACCGUGGAAAUUGUUUAACUUAUAACAAUGAGGCACAGAGUGUCAGUGGUGAAAUGGCCAUUGAGAAAAUUAUCUGUCAGACAUUUCAACACAGCAUCCGUCGAUAAACAAGCGAGCGAUGGGAGUGAUAUAGGAUUUCGAGGUCAAUGUCCAAUCCAGAGUCAGCGUGCUAGAUCGACACACGCGGUUGCUACCCCCGUGUUUGAAACACUGGCUCCCUCUGUGAGGAGCUGGGAGGAGGUACCGGGGCCUAAACCCUUGCCUUUACUGGGGAAUACUUGGCGGUUUAUACCGUAUAUUGGUGGCUAUUCCGUAGAACACGUAGACAAGGUGUGCAUGUCACUUCGCCAGCAGUACGGCAAAUGCGUCAAGAUGGCCGGCCUGCUGGGCAGACCUGACAUGCUCUUCGUGUUUGACGCGAGUGAAGUGGAAAGGGUCUUCCGUGGAGAGGAUACAGCACCGCACAGACCUUCAAUGCCUUCAUUGAAUUACUACAAGCAUAAAUUAAGGAAAGACUUUUUUGGCGCCGAAAAAGACUGCGCGGGAGUUAUUGCAGUUCAUGGCGACUCAUGGGCAGCAUUUCGUACAAAAGUAUCGCGAGUGGCUCUCAGCACGGGUGCUGCGGCUCAGUAUACUGAGCAAGUUGCUGAGGUUGCUGACUGUUUUAUAGCACGAAUACGCGAAAUACUAGAUACAAAUCAAGAGACUCCAAACGAUUUUCUUAAUGAAAUUCAUAAAUGGUCUUUGGAAUCUCUCGGCCUAAUAGCGCUCGACACGCGUCUCGGCUGCUUCCAAUCCCGCGAAGGGUCAGACAGUCAGCGACUGAUAGAUGCCGUUCAUACAUUCUUUCUUUGCGUGGGAGAGUUGGAGCUGCGAGCGCCUUGGUGGAGAGUCUACCCGACAGCCAUGUUCCGGAGAUAUGUGGCCGCGUUGGAUACUAUUUUGGGUGUUACAAUGAGCCACGUAGAAAAAGCCUUGAAUUCAUGCGACGAAACCAACAAAUCCCUCUUACAAGAUCUGGUGAGCGCGGCGGGUACAAGGGUGGCCGCCAUCGCAGCACUCGACAUGUUUCUUGUUGGCAUUGAUACGACCUCAAAUGCCGUAGCGUCAACUUUAUAUCAACUGUCAAUGCGGCCACAAAUUCAGGAUAGGUUAUAUGAAGAAAUAACUAAUGUACUCCAAGGCAAGUCGUUGAAACCCGGGGAUAUUAACCGAAUGCCGUAUUUAAAAGCGUGUGUUAAGGAAGUUUUGAGAUUAUAUCCCGUUGUAAUUGGAAAUGGCAGGCAAUUAACAAAAGAUACUGUGAUAUGUGGAUACAAAAUACCAAUAGGCACUCAAGUGAUAUUCCAACACUACGUAAUGGGCAACAGCGAGGAAUAUUUCACGGACGCGAAAACAUUCGAGCCAGAGCGUUGGUUGCAGCGAUCUUCAUACAAACAUCCAUUUGCAUCUUUACCCUUUGGUUUUGGUAAACGUAUGUGUUUGGGACGGAGGUUCGCGGAACUAGAAAUGCAUAUAAUGAUUUGUAAGAUGGUGCAGACCUUCAAACUGGAGUAUCAUCACGAGCCAUUGGAUUAUCACAUACAUCCUAUGUACACUCCUAAUGGGCCACUGAGAAUUAAACUUAUCGAACGAUAAUGUUCAUUUAAUGAAUUAUUAAUUCGUUUAAAUAAUGAAUAAAUUGAUAUAUUAAUUCAUUUAAUGAUGAAUGAACAAUUGUUAUUACGACUGCUGAGAUAGGGAUAAUUUUUGUACUAGGUAUAUUGUUAUUAUAAAUUUAGAACCGAUUUCACAAUUUAAUGUAAUUGAUGUAAUUGAUUUUGACUCAUUUUGGCCUACAUUUUUAGACAUUAUCAUACAUAUUGUUUUAUUCCGGGGAUUAAACUCGGAGAUUCUCUGAAUACUUUCAAUAGAUGUAUUUUUAUAUAUUUGUGAUCUACAUUUGUUUUUAUUUAAUAAUCACUUUCAAUGUUAUUUAUUUUAUAGUUCAUAUCUUAUUUUAUUAAUGUAUAGUUUAUAUUAGUCUUAUUUUAUAUAUGUAAGUAGUUUAUAAAUCAAUAAGCAAUUUGUCAAAAUAUUGUUGGAUGAAAUCUGAAUUUUAUAAACAUUUCUAUCCUUUUCUAAUUAUUUGUAAGAAAUACCUGAUUGUUGUUACCAUAAAACUUAGCCUUUAUCUGUUGAAAUAAAUAUAAAAUGUUUAAUAUA